GUAAGAACCUCAUCUAGAUACAAUGUAGUCUAAAUGUACACAUGGGAACGGGAUCCACUUUUUCCUCUAAUGCUCCAACAACAUAAAAGUCCCUGGUUCUGCUUUUGCUUAAAAAUGUAAAUAAUUAAAGAUAGAAAAACUGGCAAGUUUGAGAUAGAGGUAUUAUUCAUCAAAAAAAUGUUUGGAAGAAAGAAUUCACCGCUGAGAUUGCUCCCAUGGAAGACAAGGAUUGCGUUUACAGUUUAUUCCACUAUCAGAGGUUCAGCCUUUCGUAACGACGGCACCAUCAACCGUAGACUCCUCAAUUUUAUUAACAUCACCGCCAAAGUUCCCUCGGAACCAAUUGAUGGACUCAAAAUAUCAGAUAUCACUGUAGAUCCAAAACGUAACCUCUGGUUUCGUCUCUACACACCAGCAAACAUUACUACUCUACUUCCGGUUGUUGUUUACUUCCACGGCGGUGGAUUUGCAUAUAUGUCUGCUGAUUCAAAACCUUUCGACACACUAUGCCGUCGUUUGUCCCGUGAGAAUUCAGCUGUUGUUGUCUCGGUAAAUUACCGGUACUCACCGGAAUUCAAGUAUCCUUCACAGUAUGAAGACGGAUUUGAUGCUUUGAAAUUCAUCGAUAAGAAACAAUUCAAAGGGUUUCCAGAUAAUGCUGAUCUAUCCCGUUGUUUUAUCGCCGGAGACAGUGCUGGAGGUAAUUUAUCACACCAUUUGGCUGUUCGUGUUGCAAAAACCGAUGACGACGAGUUCAAACAGGUUAAAGUGAUUGGAUUAAUUGGGAUCCAACCUUGGUUUGGUGGACAAGAAAGGACUGAAUCUGAAAUCAAGUUAGAGAAUGGUCCAGCGCUUAGUCUUGAUCGAACAGAUUGGUUAUGGAAAGCUUUUCUGCCGCAAGGGUCUAACCGGGAUCACUUCGCUUCUAACGUUUUUGGUCCAAAUUGUUCCGAAGACAUUUCGAAGUUAAAGAAAUUUCCACCAACUUUGGUUGUUGUUGGCAAAUGGGAUUUGUUGCAAGAUUGGCAAAGAAGGUAUUAUGAAGGAUUGAAAAGAUUUGGUAAAGAGGCUUAUAUUGUUGAGUUUCCAAAUGCAUUUCAUGGUUUUUAUAGUCUCACUGAAUUCCCUGAAACUCCUCUUCUUUUCAAGGAAGUUAAGAAGUUUGUUCAAAAUCAAUUAGCAAAAGCCAGUGGGAAAUAAGAGACUAAAUGUUGAUAAUUGCUGUAGCUAUAAGGUCUGGUAUGUAUCCGAGAUUUGGGUCCUGUCACCUGUGUGUAAACUGAAAUAAAAUUGUACACAAAGAUCCAAUUUCAAUAUAUGAAAUGCAAGUAAA
This is a messenger RNA of Papaver somniferum (opium poppy), 1333 nucleotides long. Its product is annotated as probable carboxylesterase 18. The transcript has a single exon. Gene Ontology annotation, molecular function: carboxylic ester hydrolase activity. Lineage: Eukaryota; Viridiplantae; Streptophyta; Magnoliopsida; Ranunculales; Papaveraceae. Gene Ontology annotation, biological process: pollen tube growth. The record is from RefSeq and is a predicted model, not a curated record. Bases 178 to 1200 code for a protein of 340 amino acids.